AAAAAACACAAUAAUUACGUGACAGUUAAUUUAAUAAACAAACGUCAUUUUAAAUUUUAAACGGUGGAACUCCGCGCGCCAAAUUCAAAAUUCCCGUGGCUUUAUUGCAAUGGAUGACGAGAAUGAAAAGAGUUUGUGCUACAUUGAGGGAACCGUCGUUGAUAGAAACGCCUCCAAGGACAUAACCGAGUUGCACGAAAAUGUCUGGUACCGGAUGAAACCCCCGAAGCAGUCUUCAGAGACCUACACCUCUUUCGUAACCGCGAGACAAAUCGACUUGAUCAGGAACAUGUUGUUGGGUAAAACCGCACUCAAGCCCUUUGAAGUCAAAACGGAGAAGAUCAAGGAGACGCGUCCCCCGCCAAGGAGGGACCCUGACAUCAUCCCUCCGUCUAUAAACAAGAGGAAAUCGUCGGUCAAGUUUCUCAAUAAGUCUAUUUACGAGCAAAUGUAGUUAAAGAAACACCAAAUGCAAUUUUAAACUUUU
Molecule: messenger RNA, 487 nt
Organism: Tribolium castaneum (red flour beetle)
Lineage: Eukaryota; Metazoa; Arthropoda; Insecta; Coleoptera; Tenebrionidae
Exons: 2
Coding region: 110-454 (114 amino acids)
Source: RefSeq, a predicted model, not a curated record